Messenger RNA from Echinostoma caproni, 669 nucleotides. Lineage: Eukaryota; Metazoa; Platyhelminthes; Trematoda; Plagiorchiida; Echinostomatidae. The record is from the annotation of a GenBank genome assembly.
CUCAAACCCAACCAAUGCGCAUUGCUCGAACAAUUCUGGGCUCACAAUUUUUAUGUGCAGGGUGACUAUAAGGAUCCGGAAGGAUUUAUCAAACUGAAUACGUUCAUUGAAACCAAAUGGGGUCUGAACGUGAAUCGCAUCUUCUAUUUUGCCAUUCCUCCAACAAUAUACACCCACGUUUCGGACAACAUCUAUGCUCACUGUAUGCCUAAAAGCUUGGAAGUCUGGGCUCGUUUGAUUAUUGAAAAACCGUUCGGUCACGAUUUGGAAUCAUCGAACGCAUUGUCCACUCAUCUAUCCCAACGGUUCACGGAGCAACAGAUCUAUCGUAUCGAUCACUAUUUGGGCAAGGAAAUUGUUCAGAGUUUGAUCAUUUUGCGAUUUACCAACCAAAUUUUGGGCCCCGUUUGGAACAAGGAACACAUCGCGAAUGUGACUAUUUCGUUCAAGGAACCGUUUGGUACCGAGGGGCGGGGUGGCUAUUUCGAUCACUUUGGAAUUAUCCGUGACGUGGUCCAGAAUCAUUUGAUGCAAAUUCUCUCGUUGAUUGCCAUGGAACGACCUCGAUCCAUCCAGGCCGAUGAUAUACGGGAUGAAAAAGUGAGCCUACUGAUGUUUAUUUACCAAUCGGAUGGUCGUUUUGGUUUUGCGAGGAAUGAUGGACGAUAG